Molecule: messenger RNA, 3310 nt
Organism: Ornithodoros turicata
Lineage: Eukaryota; Metazoa; Arthropoda; Arachnida; Ixodida; Argasidae
Product: glutamate receptor ionotropic, kainate 2-like
Exons: 15
Coding region: 268-2967 (899 amino acids)
Biological process (GO): modulation of chemical synaptic transmission; monoatomic ion transport; synaptic transmission, glutamatergic
Cellular component (GO): plasma membrane; postsynaptic density membrane
Molecular function (GO): glutamate receptor activity; transmitter-gated monoatomic ion channel activity involved in regulation of postsynaptic membrane potential
Source: RefSeq, a predicted model, not a curated record
UUCGCACUCUCGACAGCCCAAGCCACGAGCUUUGCGGCCGCGUUCUUCGGGCGAGUUUGAAAGCAAUGCACCGUCGGAAAGACCCCCAGGAUCCGAGAGAAUAUUGUUGACUCAAGCUGGUUGCCUCUCCUUUCAAGCGAGUCUCGCAUGAAAAUGAUGAGCGGCGGAUGUCCUUUCAGCAUCAAAUCCCGGAGGACUAUGCAACGGGGCUAAUGAAGUUGGAGAAACGCAUUGCUAGAAGGCUCUACACGAAGGCUUGAAGUAAUCAUGGUUCCGCUGCAUGCACCCGCGCUUUUUGGAUUCGUAUUAGCUGUAUCGCUGUUCAACGUGACUGUGGCUAGGCUGCCGGAAACUGUUUACAUAGGUGGUCUAUUCGAUGGUGAGGAAGAACAAACGCAACUGAGUUUCCAGUAUGCAUUAGACCGGAUCAACUUGGACAUAAGCAUUCUUCCGAGCACCACCAUCAGAGGACUCGUGCACCAUGUGAAGCCUCAAGACAGCUUCACGGCGUCUAAGGCCAUGUGCUCGUUUUUCAAGCAGCGCGUCAGUGCCAUCAUCGGACCAACGUCCACUGCCGUCCUGAACUACGCGAAAUCUGCCUGUACCAACUUCAAUGUGCCACAUAUCCAGACGACGUGGGAGGCCACUUCCAACAGGAACCCUUACACGCUGAACGUCUACCCCGACCCUGAAGUGCUGAGCAGGGCAUUUCUCGACAUAAUUAAAAACAAGCAUUGGAAAUCAUUCACACUCCUCUACGAACAUCAAGACGAUCUAAUCCUCCUCAGACAUGUCCUGAAUUACAAGUUGUCCAAAAAGCCAGUAGUGAGAAUAGCUCAAGUAAAUCCGAAGCUGUCCUUCAGGAAGAUGCUAAAGGACAUCGGUUCGAAGAAGGAGUUCAACAUUGUUCUCAGCAUACGAGCCGAAAGGUUGCCGCAACUAAUACGCGAGGCACUAGAUGUCGACAUGAUGACUUAUUACCACAACUACAUAAUCACAUCAUUGGAUAUAUAUACUCUGAACCUCACGGAGUUCAAAGGCGUUCAGGCCAAUAUUACGGCCCUCACACUGUUGAAUCCUGAGCGACCUGAAGUCAUGAAUGUGUUACGAGACUGGAAGAUAGGAACGGAGCUAUGGGGCGUUGGGACGCACGCAACCGCUCCAAUGCAUCUAGACACGGCAACAGCCCUGAUGUAUGACGCCGUGAACCUUCUCGCUAACGGUCUUCAUAACACCAACCGGUUACAAGCGUUAGACGUACAUUCUUUAAACUGUGAACAUCCGAAGCCUUGGCGUCAUGGAUCGGCAUUACUGGACUCUAUGAAAAUGAUUACAAUACGCGGGGUGACGGGUGACGUGCGGCUGGACGAACGUGGAAUUCGUGAUGAGUUUAACCUCGACGUGAUAGAGCUAAAAGCGAAGGGACUCAUCAAGGUUGGUACGUGGCACCCUCUGUCUGGCCUAAAGUACUACGAAAAUUACACGCAAAUCAUGGAGAAGCAGUUCACAGACGAACUCCAAGGACACACACUGAGGAUUACAACUGUCGAAAGCAAUCCGUAUACGAUGAUUUAUCCCGAAUCCAUGAAUAAGACGGGCAACGAGCGCUUCUACGGCUACACCAAAGACCUCUUCGAACUCCUGUCUCAAGAGCUGGGAUUCAACUACGAGUUCUACCGCGUUCCGGACGGGCAGUACGGAACACCCAGUGCCUCCGGCGAAUGGAACGGAAUGGUGAAAGAACUACUCGACAGGAAAGCAGACGCCGCCAUCGUGGACCUCACCAUCACCUACGAGCGCGAAGAAGCCGUCGAUUUCACGACGCCAUUCAUGAGUACAGGCAUCAGCAUCUUGUUCAGGAAAGUGGGGAAGCAGGAACCUUCCCUGUUCUCUUUCUUGCAUCCCUUCUCCCUGGACGUGUGGUUCUACAUGCUGACCGGGUACUUGAGUGUGUCCCUCUUUAUGUUCAUCAUGGGAAGGUUCACUCCGUACGAGUGGGUACCCCAACAUGCUUGCGUACCCGAAGACGGUGAUCUCACCAAUCAGUUUAACUUGCCGAACAGCUUGUGGUUCACCAUGGGAGCGCUCAUGCAACAGGGAUCUGAAAUGGCGCCCGUGGCCAUAUCCUGCAGGAUAACGUCUGGCUUUUGGUCCUUCUUUGUCCUCAUCAUGGUGGCAUCCUAUACCGCCAACUUGGCAGCUUUCCUGACUGCUCAACGUAUGAGUUCACCCAUUGAAAACGCGAACGACUUGGCCAAGCAGUCGAAAAUUAAGUAUGGUUGUCGCGAAGGUGGCUCGACCUGCAGCUUCUUCCAGCAGUCACAAGAUCCUAUCAUGAAGCGGAUGUGGAACACAAUGACGUCAGAACUGCCGUCACCAAUCGCAAAGACGAACGAGAAGGGGGUGGAACGCGUUCUUCGUGGUGACUACGCCUAUCUCAUGGAGGCUACAUCCAUUGAGUACGAAGUCGAGCGCAACUGUAACCUCACCCAGGUCGGAGGUCUCCUCGACAACAAGUUUUACGGCAUUGCUACGCCGCCAUUGUCACCAGUACGACAAGCCCUGUCCUCAGCGAUCAUCAAACUUCAAGAACGUGGCGAUUUGGAAAUGCUGAAGCGCCGCUGGUGGCGAGUUAAAGGACCUCGGUGCCCUGUAGAAUCAGCGUCAUCCUCAACGAGCGAAAUGAGCCUCUCUAAUGUCGGCGGAGUCUUCCUCGUGCUGAUAUUCGGCUGCAUUGCGGCGCUCCUCAUCGUGGUCCUGGAGUUCAUUUGGAAAACCAAGAAAAUACCCUACGGAGAAAGGGACACCAUAUUGAGAGAACUCAUCAAGGAACUACAGCUCGUACUUAGCUGCACGGGAUCCAAGGAGAAUCCGCAGGCUCCUACCGAUUCUCUAUCAAACAGCGUCGCACUUGGCUCCCUACAUCAAUUCAACUACAGCCUAAACAGCCUGAAGCCACCACAUUAACCAUUAGCGAGUGCAUUCGUUUGUGACCACCACACUCUUCGACCAGGCAUGUGACAAGACACAUCACGGCCGUGGUCGAGAAAUGAGGAUUUUGUGCUAUUUCGCGAAACAAACUCAAGAAUGUAGCGAUGCUUCCGAAGAGUUAGGUGAAUUUCCUUUCUACUCAGAGUGCGACUUCGCAUUUCAUGUUUAGUAGUUCCCGCUGGCAUACAAAACGCCAUUUUCACUAUUUCGGCUGGUUCGACAAUCCGCAUCAUGGCGCCACUUGUGCCGGUACUUGGAUUGCAGUAUCAGUUAGAUGUAUUAUUUGCGCCAAUAAAGAAAAUAACUGCUAAUCACGACA